AUGACCGAAACUCCGCCGCCCUCAGAAACGGCCAGUGGCUCGGGCGAUCAGACGCCGCCAAAUAUAAAUUCGCCAAGACCAGACCCACAAGUUCAGCCGGGCCAGAAUACACUGGCAAUGUUGAAGAAUCACAAAAGUUCGGACGACGAGGAAGACGAGAAAAUAAUCAAAGUGGUGAUUUUGGGCGAUGGAACAUGCGGAAAGACGUCUUUAUGCACACGAUUUGCUCAACGAGACUUCACGGGGAAGUACGCACAGGUACGAGAAAAGUUUUUUAUUGCAGACGAGGCUUUACAGCAUGUGAAAUAACCAUUUCAAUUUUUCAGACAAUUGGAGUCGACUUUUUCAACCGACGAAUAGCAAUGCCGCAUGGAGUCAAUGUUCUUUUUCAGGUGCGUUGAACACCCAACUUUUCAUGCUCUUGCAUUUUAGCUCUGGGAUAUCGGUGGCCAAAGUUUAUCAACCAACAUGCUGGGGAAAUAUAUCUACGAUGCAGAUUGCAUAGUAUUCGUCUAUGAUGUUACAAAUUCCGCGUCCUUCGAUAGUGUAACGGAUUGGGUUGGAGUUGUGAAGAAGAUCAACAAACAUCAGGAAAAGGUAAAUAGAGCCAUUUGGAAUAAGCUCUGUCUUUUUAAAAUACGGUAUUUAUUAUAUUAUAGUUAUAAUUUUUGGGCGAGCUCCACAAAAAGCAGUAAAAUAUUUAUAUUAUUGGCUCAUUUUUAGGGAGUUCACAUGGCAUUAGUUGGAAAUAAGACCGACCUGGAGCAUCGGCGGACAGUUCGGAUCGACAAACACACUCGAUUUGCUGACCAGUACGUCAUGAGCUCGCAUUAUGUCUCCGCAAAGACUGGAGAUUCCGUGGAUCUCUCUUUUAAGUAAGUAGGCUCUAGAUAGCAACUCGUUAAAGUCCAACACAGCUUGUAAGAUAACUCUUGAAUUUCAGGUUAAUCGCAGCGGAAGUUAUGGGGAUCCAGUUGACAAAAACUGAUGUUGAACUAGCCAUAAACACUGUUGAAGCGCCCGUAGCAGUUCUAGAUGACAACGCACCACAUCGUGAGCCAGAAAUCGCCAAGAAAACCAAUAUACCGCAAGUUCAUGGCACUGUAACAACACACACGGCAGAAGAAGUGGACACGACCAAAGAUUAUACGAAAGAAAGCAAAGUUUGCUCGGUUAUGUGA
Molecule: messenger RNA, 1181 nt
Organism: Bursaphelenchus xylophilus (pine wood nematode)
Lineage: Eukaryota; Metazoa; Nematoda; Chromadorea; Rhabditida; Aphelenchoididae
Source: the annotation of a GenBank genome assembly